This is a messenger RNA of Alnus glutinosa, 4332 nucleotides long. RefSeq lists its product as uncharacterized. The coding region runs from base 235 to 4029 and encodes 1264 amino acids. The record is from RefSeq and is a predicted model, not a curated record. Lineage: Eukaryota; Viridiplantae; Streptophyta; Magnoliopsida; Fagales; Betulaceae. The transcript has 19 exons.
AAAGCGAAAGUGAAAAUAUGAAACACAAACAACCCUAGCCGAGCGUGUUUUCUGUUCUUCACACUUUAAUUUCUUUCACUCUCCACCGGCGCUCGCCACUCUCCACCGCCUUUCGUGACUCUCCUCGCCACUGCCGCUAGUGACCGUCCAGCGCCGCCAAGCCACUCGUGACUCACCUCUCCAGCGCAGCUCGUCCGAAAGGUUCCUAACAGAGAGCUAGGAUUUAGUGCAACCAUGGAAGACAUGGACGGAACCUCUGACGAGCUCUGCAAUUCGAUCCUCUCUCGUUUUGGAAACUCCACGAACGAGGACCACCAGCACCUCUGCACAGUCAUAGGCGCCAUGUCCCAGGAGUUCAAGGACCAGAACCUCCCUUCCACACCGGUCGCCUACUUCGGCGCCGCCUGCUCUUCCCUCGACCGCCUCGCCUCCGAGCCCCAACAGCCUGUCCACGUUGUCCAAUCCCUCCUCAGCAUCCUACACAUCGUCCUUCCCAGAAUACCCCUAGCAAUUCUUCACAAGAAGGCCGAGUUCUUGUCCGACCUAUUGCUUCGGGUUCUGCGGUCUCCGUUGCUAUUGGUCGAUGCUACAACAUUUGGAUUGAAAUGCGUUUCCCAUUUGUUGAUCAUCCGAGAUGCUCCCGACUGGUCUGAGGUGUCUUGCUUGUACGAUGUUCUAUUGGGGUUCCUCACGGACUCGCGUCCUAAGGUAAGAAGGCAAUCGCAUUUGUGUCUUCGAGAUUCCUUAUCAAGAUUUCAGGAAGCAUCAGCGCUGGCAUCUGCAAGUGAAGGGAUUGUGAAGAUAUUUGAAAGGUCUCUUUUGCUUGCAGGUGGAUCAAAAACGAAUGCCACUGAAGGAUCCAAAGGAGCUCAGGAGGUCCUUUAUGUUUUGGAUGCUUUGAAAGAGUGUCUUCCCCUUAUAUCAAUGAAGUAUAGAACGAGCGUCCUCAAGCGCUUCAAAACUCUAAUGGAAUUGCACCAACCCCUUGUCACAAGGCGCAUAGCAGAUAGUUUGUAUUUUCUUCUUCUUGUCCCAGAUCUAGAUGUUUCUCCUGAGGCAUUGUGCGAUUUGAUAAGCUCAAUAGCUUUGUCUGUCUCCACGAAUGAGACAUCUGUGGAUGCUAUGACAUUCGCUGCUCGCCUGCUUGAUGUUGGAAUGAGUAAAAUGUAUUCACUUAAUAGGGAAUUAUGCGUAACAAAGCUCCCUGUUGUAUUCAAUGCAUUCAAAGAUAUUUUGGCAUCUGAACAUGAGGAGGCCAUAUAUGCAGCCAUGAAUGCAUUGAAGAGUCUGAUAAAUGCUUGCAUUGAUGAAAAAUUGAUCAAACAGGGUCCACACAAUGAUGCAAGGAGGUUUGAGCCUACUAUCAUUGAAAAAUUAUGUAUAACUAUCGAAAGCUUACUUGAUUAUCACUAUGCUGCUGUUUGGGACAUAGCAUUUCAAGUUGUUUCAACAUUGUUUGAUAAAUUAGGGCAUUAUUCUUCUUAUCUUUUGAGGGGGAUCCUUAGCAGCUUGGCUGACAUGCAGAAGUUGCCUGAUGAAGAUUUUCCUUUCAGGAAACAGCUACAUGAAUGCCUUGGAUCAGCCCUUGGUGCAUUGGGACCUGAAACUUUUUUGGGCCUUCUACCUCUUAAUUUAGAGGCUGAAGACCUAUCUGAGGCAAAUGUUUGGCUUUUUCCAAUUCUGAAGCAUUAUACGAUAGGUGCCCAUUUAAGCUUCUUCACAGAUUCAGUUUUGGGUAUGAUUGGACUGUUGAAGCAGAAAUCUCGAAAGCUUGAGUUACAAGGACGGGCCAUUUCAUCAAGAACUGCAGAUGCGUUUGUGUACUCUUUGUGGUCUUUAUUGCCUUCAUUUUGCAACUAUCCUUUCGAUAUGGCUGAAAGUUUCAAGGAUCUAAAAAAAGCUUUAUGUAGUGCCCUUCAUGAAGAACCUGAUACUCGUGGAGUAAUAUGCUCCAGUUUGCAGAUUCUUAUUCAACAGAAUAAGAAAAUUUUGGAAGAGAAAAGUGAGAUGCCUGAUACUGAAGAAGGCAUUGCCAGACAGCGAGCAGUGGCCCGUUACACCCCACAGGUUGCAGCAAAAAAUAUGAGUGUGCUUAAGUCAUCUGCCCACGAGUUAUUAAAUGUUUUGUCAGGUGUCCUCCUGCAAUCUAAAACAGAUGAUGGCGGUUCUUUACAGUCCACAAUCUGUGAACUUGCUUCAAUAUCAGAGAAAAAAGUAGUAUCGAGCUUCUUCUCUGAUACAAUGCAGAAGCUUUUGAAGGUUACUCAGGAGGCCAGAAAACCAGAAAAUUCAAGAAAUUCUAAUUCUAGGCAGAUUGACCAUGCCUCAGAUGAAAGUUCACCGUCACUUUUGAGGGCACGGCUAUUGGAUUUGGCAGUUUCACUUUUACCUGGUUUGAACGCUAAAGAGAUUGAUGUUUUAUUUGUCGCAAUAAAGCCUGCAUUACAGGAUGUUGAAGGUCUGAUACAAAAGAAGGCGUACAAAGUUCUUUCAGUUGUUCUCAAGGUAUUUUUGUUUAACUGUGAUUGGUUUCUUUCAGCAAAGCUCGAGGAAUUGCUCGGGCUUAUGAUUGAAGUGCUACCUUCAUGCCAUUUUUCCGCCAAACGUCACAGACUUGAUUGCCUGUACUUUCUAGUAGUAUAUGUUGCCAAGGAUAAUUCAGAGCAGAGGCGACGUGACAUCAUUAGUUCUUUCCUAACAGAAAUAAUGCUUGCACUUAAAGAGGCAAAUAAAAAAACAAGAAACAGAGCAUAUGAUAUUCUUGUCCAAAUUGGCCAUGCAUGUGGGGAUGAAGAGAAAGGCGGAAAUAGAGAAAACUUGUUUCAAUUUUUCAACAUGGUAGCCGGAGGACUAGCUGGUGAGACACCUCACAUGGUCAGUGCUGCAGUCAAAGGCUUAGCUCGCUUGGCUUACGAGUUUCCAAAUCUUGUUUCAACUGCGUGCAAUUUACUUCCAUCCACGUUUCUCCUCCUCCAGAGAAAGAAUAAAGAAAUUAUCAAGGCUAAUUUAGGUUUGUUAAAGGUGUUGGUGGCAAAAUCACAGCCUGAAGGGUUGCAAAUGCAUUUGACGAGCAUGGUGGAAGGCUUGCUGAAGUGGCAAGAUAACACCAAAAACCACUUUAAAGCCAAGGUUAAGCAUCUCCUGGAAAUUCUUGUCAAGAAGUGCGGUCUGGAGGCAGUUAAGGCUGUGAUGCCCGAGGAACACAUGAAACUCCUUACUAAUAUACGAAAGCUCAAGGAACGGAAAGAGAAGAAGCUAAGAGCUAAAUCAGAAGCAAGAUCUCAACUGUCAAAAGCAACCACAUCCAGGCUAAGCAAAUGGAAUGAUACAAAAAUAUUUUCUGAUUUUGGCGAUGAUGAAAGCGAGGGAAGUGAUGCUGAGUACAUGGAUGCCAGGACAAUGUCUGGUCGACGGAGCAAGGGUUCCUCACAGCUAAAGUCCAAAGCAUCCUUAUUGCGCUCCAAGAGUAGAGCAGCUAAGAACUUGCCCGAGCACUUGUUCGACCAAUUAGAAGAUGAGCCACUUGACUUGCUUGAUAGGCAAAAAACAAUAUUAUCUCUUCGAUCUAAGCAUCUAAAGCGGAAAGUAGAUUUGGAUGAGCCAGAACUGGACUCUGAAGGGCGUUUGAUUAUUCGUGAUGGAGAAGAACCAAAGAAGGAAAUACCAUCUGACCCUGAUUUGGAUGCAAAGAGUGAAGCAGGUAGUCACUUGUCAGUGAACUCGAGGAGAAACCAGAAGCGCAGGAAAACAUCAGACUCUGGCGGUUGGGCUUACACAGGUAGCGAGUACUCUAGCAAGAAGGCAGGGGGGGAUGUGAAAAGGAAGGAUAAGCUUGAACCAUAUGCAUAUUGGCCACUUGAUCGCAAAAUGAUGAGCCGUAGACCUGAGCAUCGGGCUGCUGCAAGGAAAGGGAUGGCAAGCGUGGUAAAGAUGACAAAAAAGCUUGAAGGGAAGAGUGCCUCAAUUGCACUCUCCAGUAAAGGCUUGAAGUUUAAAAGGAGUCAAAAGAAGAAGGGCAGCAAGAAAUGAAGCAGGUGAAAAAGAACCAUCUACAUUGUUUAAAUACAUCACCUUGAAGAUUUGCACUCUAAAUUAUGUGUUUUCUUUUUUCUUGGUUAUUUAAUUUGGGGGAUCAGAUUUUUGUAUGUUGUAAAUUAGAUAGGAAUCAAGCAAUCUUUCGGCGGUGCAUGUCAAAGGGAAACGCUCAUAAUUGAAACGAGCAGUUUUGCUUGCAAUUAAUUUUGCAGUUUACCAAAGAUUUCCUUCAUGAUCUGUAUGGUAUAAUAUCAUCUCAAGUUCACAAAUUAAAGUUUCUGGCAUCAUUUCAUGCUA